GAGAAGGGGCAGUCCCUGCCCAUGUUUCUGGCGGAGUGAGCCUUGGGAAGAUGUGGAGCUACCCUGCGUGAGUCUUGCAGCAGGGUGUUCCCUCUGGCUAAAACUGGAGAUCGAGGUCUUGUUUGAGGCCUCUUCUUGGGUUACAUGGACAGGAUAAAAGCUUCAUUGAGUCGGAAGAGCACCGAAGGCGACAAGGCUGACGCUGGUCAGAAGCGUUACAAAGCAAAUUUUGGUGAAACAUCAGGAUCAGGACAACCGGUAGCAAAUGCCAGUGCGGGGCCCUCAGGAGGGUCGUCUUCUCAGCAAAAAUCUGGCUUGAGCAAUAACGCGCUGGAAACACUCCCACAGAGCAUGAGGGACCUGAAGCUGCGGGACGAGAGAAGAGAACACAAGGAACCGGUGUUUGAGGGCAGAGUAGUGGAGGGGGAUCCCAACACCUGCGGGCAUGUGAUCUGCACAGUGGCGGGCAGCGGGCCCAACAAGCAGACCAUCAGCUAUGCCACAGAGCGCGUGGUGGGCAAUGGCUCCUUUGGCGUCGUGUUCCAGGCGACCUGCCUCGAGACCAGGGAAACGGUGGCUAUAAAGAAGGUGCUGCAGGAUAAGCGCUUCAAGAACCGGGAGCUGCAGAUCAUGAAGAUGAUGAACCACCCCAACGUCGUCUCCCUCAAGCACUGCUUCUACAGCACCACCGAGAAGGACGAGGUGUACCUGAACCUGGUGCUGGAGUACGUGCCGGAGACGGUGUUCCGCAUCGGCAAGCACUACAGCAAGAGUGGCCAGCGCAUGCCCACGCUCUUCGUCAAGCUGUACGUGUUCCAGAUGUGCCGCGCGCUCGCGCACAUCCACGCGAUGGGCGUGUGCCACCGCGACAUCAAGCCGCAGAACCUGCUCGUCAACACGCACACCCACGAACUCAAGCUGUGCGACUUUGGGUCCGCCAAGGUGCUGGUGAAGGGUGAGCCCAACAUCUCGUACAUCUGCUCGCGUUACUACCGGGCGCCCGAGCUCAUAUUCGGCGCGACGGAUUACACGACGGCCAUCGACCUGUGGAGCGUGGGGUGUGUCAUGGCAGAGCUGCUGCUAGGGCAGCCGCUGUUCCCUGGCGAGUCUGGGGUGGACCAACUCGUGGAGAUCAUCAAGGUGCUGGGGACGCCUUCUCGAGAAGACAUCCAUGCGAUGAACCCCAACUACACCGAGUUCAAGUUCCCCCAGAUCAAGGCGCACCCCUGGUCCAAAGUCUUCUCCAAGCGCCUGCCCACCGACGCCGUCGACCUGGUGUCGACGCUGCUGCAGUACUCGCCGGUGCGGCGGUGUUCGGCGCUGCAGGCACUGACUCACCCCUUCUUCGACGAGCUCAGAGACGCCUCCACCACCCUCCCCAACGGGCGGGACCUGCCAGCCUUGUGGAACUGGCAGAAGGGCGAGCUCGAUGGGGUGGACGCAGAGCUCUUAGCAGCGUUGCAGCCCAAA
Coccomyxa subellipsoidea C-169 is the source of this 1470-nucleotide messenger RNA. Its product is annotated as Pkinase-domain-containing protein. The transcript is spliced from 12 exons. The record is from RefSeq and is a predicted model, not a curated record. Gene Ontology annotation, biological process: signal transduction; protein phosphorylation. The annotation marks the transcript as partial. Lineage: Eukaryota; Viridiplantae; Chlorophyta; Trebouxiophyceae; Coccomyxaceae. Gene Ontology annotation, molecular function: protein serine/threonine kinase activity; ATP binding. Gene Ontology annotation, cellular component: cytoplasm.